GCAGAUAAAAAGCAAUAAGUGAAUAUUCAUUCAGUAAUGAAUACACAAUUUCAUACGCCAUCAUUUGGUGAUGAUAUUUUUGACAUGGGAGAUGCUACAUCCUCGACUUCUAGCUUUGUAUCAGGACAACCAGUUAAUAAUUCCUCCUAUAUGUAUCAGCAACAACAGCAUACUCCAACAUCGACAAAACGUAUGAUUAGUCUUCAUAAUACGUCAGAUGAAUACCAUACGGCUAAUGAAGAAUCAUUUAACGUCACGGCAAACAAUUCAAUGAACAAUUCAGUAAUACAGCCAAAUACAAACACAUUGAACAAUGUUCCACCAGGAGGAAAUACAACACCAGCAACUACUACUGGACCAACGACUAUGGCUGCUCGCAAACAAAUGGUACCUUUGGAUCAAAAUGAACCAGCCAAGCCCUUGUCUGCAUAUGCUCUGUUCUUUCGCGAUACUGUAAGUGCUAUUAAGCAGCAAAAUCCCUCAUGUUCAUUUCAAGAAUUAUCAAAAAUUGUGGCCUCCAUGUGGGAUGCUUUAGAUCCCGUGCAUAAAGGCGUGUAUAAUAAAAAGAAUGAAUUAGCAAAGAUCGAAUAUUUAAAACAAAUGAGAAUCUAUCAGCAGCAGCAACAAUUGAAACAAGAACAACUAGCCACAAAUGCAAACGAAACAAUACCAACUGACACGAAUGUCCAACCACAAUCUACAUCCCAACAAGUAACACCAACACCAGCAGCAACUAGUACAAACGCUCAGCAAAAUACCGAAGUAAUUAAUAACAAUAAUAUAGCAAAUACUACUAACCCCACUCCAGCAACAAGUGCCAGUGUAAAUUCAGGUGCACCUUCCGAUGAGCAAAUAAGUUUAUUAACUGAAGCUGGUGCGGUACAAAAGUGUACGCGAGAAAAUUGUAAUAAACGUGCCAUCAUUAACCCGGACUGGGAAGAUGAGUAUUGCAGCAAUGAAUGUGUAGUAAUACAUUGUCGUAAUGUGUUUAAUACUUGGGUUCAAUCCAAUUUAGAGGCUAAACAACAACAGCAGCAGACAACAACACAGCAAACUACUACAACCUAAUUUAUUUUUAUUUUAUUAAUUUUUUUUAGUUUUUUUUUCUUCAUUUCAUUUUAACUUUUCUUUUAUGUAAAACAAAUUUACAAAUUAAAUUGUAAAACAUUUUAUGUAUUUAAGAAAUAAUUUUAAUAUAUAUAAUUGAGAAAUUCUUUUCAUUUAUUAAUUGUAUGGCUAUAGCUUUUUUCCAUUAUUUUAAAAAUACAAUAAAAAUUUAAAAUAAAAAGUAUGUACUUGCUUUUGAAAUUUGCAUUAAAUCAAGA
Calliphora vicina (urban bluebottle blowfly) is the source of this 1325-nucleotide messenger RNA. RefSeq names its product TOX high mobility group box family member 4. The transcript is spliced from 2 exons. Gene Ontology annotation, cellular component: nucleus. The record is from RefSeq and is a predicted model, not a curated record. The coding region runs from base 37 to 1068 and encodes 343 amino acids. Gene Ontology annotation, biological process: regulation of transcription by RNA polymerase II. NCBI's taxonomy places the organism in Eukaryota, Metazoa, Arthropoda, Insecta, Diptera, Calliphoridae. Gene Ontology annotation, molecular function: chromatin DNA binding.